Messenger RNA from Phaeoacremonium minimum UCRPA7, 1284 nucleotides. Its product is annotated as putative udp-galactose transporter protein. Lineage: Eukaryota; Fungi; Ascomycota; Sordariomycetes; Togniniales; Togniniaceae. The transcript is spliced from 3 exons. Gene Ontology annotation, biological process: pyrimidine nucleotide-sugar transmembrane transport. Gene Ontology annotation, molecular function: UDP-galactose transmembrane transporter activity. The coding region runs from base 1 to 1284 and encodes 427 amino acids. Gene Ontology annotation, cellular component: Golgi membrane. The record is from RefSeq and is a predicted model, not a curated record.
AUGCACUACAGCCGGAUGAUGGCCCCGGCCGGCGACCACAGAUACUUCACGAGCACCGCCGUCUUCCUGAACGAGGUCAUCAAGCUGACCAUCUCCCUCACCUUCGCCAUAUACGAGAACUCGCGAAGCCUGGCGCCACAGACGCCCGUCUCGGUCGUUUUCGAGCAGAUUUACAAUUCAGUCUUCCGGGGCGACGGCUGGAAAUUGGCGAUACCCGCGACUCUGUAUACGCUGCAGAAUACCUUGCAAUACGUGGCUCUGAGCAACCUAGACCCGGUCCAUUUCCAGAUCCUCUACGAGUUAAAGAUCCUAACAACAGCUUUCUUCAGCGUCAUCUUGCUAGCUCGGCCACUGUCCCCAAAGCGAUGGCUCUCGCUCGUCGUGCUGACUUUUGGCGUGUCAAUCGUCUCUCUGCCAUCGGGCACUAAGGACCUCGCGAUGAUGAUUCACGACACGAGCGAUCACUUCUUUCCCCGAUCUGUACACGAGCUAGGAGAAGCUGCGGGUGGCAUGGUGGACGUCGCGCGGCAUCUUACGAGGCGGACGGUGGAAGGCUUGGCUGGAGAGGUUCUACACAAGCGAUCAGCGACCUACCAAGGAAUCCAGGAAGAUCUAGACACGACUCCGCACAUGAACUACUCAAUUGGCCUCGCCGCAGUCCUCAUCGCCUCCACAGUCUCCGGCGUUACGGGCGUCUACUUCGAGAAGGUCCUGAAGGACUCGCCAACCCCUGUGAGCGUGUGGACGAGGAACAUCCAGCUAUCAUUCUACAGCCUGUUCCCAGCACUGUUCGUGGGCGUCAUCUGGAAGGAUGGCGACGAGAUCGUCAAGCACGGCUUCUUCGACGGCUACAACUGGGUUGUGUGGACGACCAUCGUGCUGCAGGCAAUUGGGGGUGUCCUCGCGUCCCUCUGCAUUCAGUAUGCCGACAACAUCGCGAAGAACUUUGCCACUAGCAUUAGCCUUGUCAUUAGUUUCAUCUUCAGCGUGUGGUUCUUCAACUUUGGUGUCUCGUUCACUUUCAUACUUGGCACAGCACUCGUGCUCCUCUCAACAUGGCUUUACAGCGGCCCAGAUCGCAAGCGUGGCCGACCCCCACCGAUCAAUAUUGUGAGCUACGAGAAGACCGUCAUCGCGAGCACGCCGAGAAUCACGGAGGAAAGCAAGCUAAACCUCGAUCCCAUGGACGCGCAGUCCAUCGGUCUAUCCACCUCGAGACCUGCCACCCCUCUGAGGUCCCACUCCCGAGCCCCCUCGGCCAGGGGCAAGAGCCGGGAUGACUAG